This is a messenger RNA of Syngnathus acus (greater pipefish), 3308 nucleotides long. RefSeq names its product ring finger protein 38 (gene rnf38). The record is from RefSeq and is a predicted model, not a curated record. The coding region runs from base 178 to 2421 and encodes 747 amino acids. NCBI's taxonomy places the organism in Eukaryota, Metazoa, Chordata, Actinopteri, Syngnathiformes, Syngnathidae. The transcript has 13 exons.
UCUGUCACAUUUCACGCUGACACCAAGCGAACACUCGGAGCUCAGACACACAUACACACACGCUGUAAUAUCGACAGAUUGAAGUCAGGAGUACGACUCCACGAGAUCACGUUGCAGCAUCCUAUCUAAGUGCAAACCAGUCGAAAAGAGGAAGCCGAGGAAAUCCCCCAAAAGGAAAUGCCAAUCGCAGCCACUGGCCAGCCGACGACUCAAGAGCCCAGAGUGUGCCCCCGGCUGCCUUCCACCCCUGAACCGGUCCCUAAAGGGGCUGAUUUAUUUGAAGAGGCGGGGGCGGCGGAGUCGGCGGAGCGAACAGAGUACGGGGGCGCGGAGGGGGCCAGAGGCGUCGGGGGGUAUAGUUACAGCCACAGCGGCAGUCGGAGCUUACAGCCCGCAUUCACCGACAGCUCUCCGCCGCAGUCUCCAGCCGCGUCCUCCUCGUUUCUCUUCCACCCCUUCCACGGCCACCAAAUGGCAAUGGAGCCCCCCAGGACCCGAUCGCGUUCCCGGUCUGGAUAUUACCAGCAGUAUAAUGGUGGGAAUGGCAUUACUGGCAGCGGAGUGAUAGGAACGAACCAGCAGAAUCAUCAUCAUCAUCAGCAGCAGCAGCAGCAGCAACAACAGCAGCAGCAGCAGCACAGUGCCGGUGGUUGCACUCCCCUUGGGGCUCACAGCAGCCAAGCAGAGAUCCAGCAGCGAGCUCUGGGAAGUAACGCCUCCCCUGGCAUCCAGAGGCUUCCCCCUGUUCUUGGAGCUCUCCGCAUCCCAACUGAAGGAGCCUCAGAUGUGGCUUACCAUUGCCACCAAGAGCAUGCAUACAGGGAGAGGGACAAGAGUGAGGAAAGCCCCAGUCCAAAGCGCCAGAGGCUGUCUAGUCAUGCUGUCUUGGAACAGCUAACUUCUUCCGCACCACCGCCAUCCACCCCUUCUCCCCCCAUUCGCCCUUGGGAGCUGGGACCUCCAAGUAGGAGACCGGCUCACCCCCACGCACACUACCACCAAGAAAGAUCCCUCACACCGGCUCGCCACAGACGCAGCCCCCCUGUCAGGCGUCAGCGUGGCCGCCUCCUCAGACCGACUCGCCACUUGCCUCCCCAUCACCACCCCUCGACACAAGGUCCCGGUCCCCACCCGUUGCUAUCAGAGCUCCAGGAUGAGAAUUUCCAACGCAACCCACAUUCCUCGACGCACCAAACGUACCCAACGCACACCUACAGUCACCCCCCUCCACAUGGAAGUGGGGGUUCAGAGGAUCCCCGAGCAUUCCAUCCUCCCACCUUGUCCCCCCGACUACUGCACCCAGCUGCGCAUCACCACCACCACCAUCAUCACCAUCAGCAGCAGCAGCAGCAACAGCAACAGCAGCAGCAGCAGCAGCAUCACGCAACGUCACAGCAAGGGGCCAUGGUCCUGGACUUGCAUGAACAGCUUCAGCAGGGCAGCGUACCAGUCUCUUACACCAUGACCCCUGUCGCACCUCACGGCCUCACAGCACCGCUGUGUAACGGUCAGCACCUUCCCCCCAGCUGCUCUUCGCAACAAGUUCCUGCCUGCAGUGUGGUAUUCAGCACUGGACAACACUACCACCCGAUGCUACAGGCUUGUUCAAUGCAACAUUUGCCAGUGCCCUAUGCCUUUCCCUCUCUGCUGUCCAGCGACCCUCAGUUUCUUCUAUCCCCUCCGCCUCAUCUUGCUCAUCACCCGCCGCACCUCCACGCGCACAGUCAGUUCUUGCCGUUCCAGACACAACAGCCACGAUCGCCCUUACAGAGGAUUGAAAAUGAGGUUGAACUUCUUGGAGAGCAACUCUCAGUCGGUGGUGGCUUUGGCUAUGGCCAUCACCAUCACCAUCACCACCAGCCUCCCUCCACCCUUCCGCCCUCCACACCACUCCAGUUUCUUUCACACCAUGACCCCCUUUCACAAGAGCUCUUCACGGUGCCCUAUCCACACUUUAUGCCACGGCGAUUCACCAGCCGGCGCUACCCAGCUCGUUCCCAGCAGGCUGUGCCUCCUUCAAGCUACCACCCGAGCUUCCUGCCUUACUUCCUGUCCAUGCUCCCAGUCCCACCAAAUGUAGCUCCAGCCAUUAGUCUUGAGCUUGAUGUUGAUGAUGGAGAGGUGGAGAACUAUGAGGCCUUGCUGAAUCUUGCAGAGCGUCUUGGAGAGGCCAAGCCCCGUGGCCUCACUAAGGCUGAUAUAGAACAGCUCCCAUCGUACAGGUUCAACCCCAAUAACCACCAGUCUGAGCAAACACUGUGUGUGGUCUGCAUGUGUGACUUUGAGUCCCGCCAGCUCUUGAGGGUUCUGCCCUGCAAUCAUGAGUUCCAUGCCAAGUGUGUAGACAAGUGGCUUAAGGCCAAUCGAACGUGUCCUAUCUGUCGGGCUGAUGCAUCCGAGGUCCAGCGGGACUCUGAGUGACCCUCCCGAUUUCUCUUUGGAUGCACCAGGCAAAUGUUGAACUUUUCUCCGGCCAUCAUGCACAUAGACCAGUAUUCCUUCACCGCACAUCCAAAAGGACUAUGACACUUUUCUGCAUAGUGCUUCAAAUUAGGGAUAAGCCCCUCAACCUGCUCUGCCUUCUGUGCUGUCUUCACUCAAAAUGGCCUUUGAAACGCGCACAGCACAUAUACAUUGUAUUCAUAGAAAACAGAAGCGUCUGUAUACAGUACUUGUAGUAACAGACUUUGCAGGAAGAAUUGCAGUCCAAAGAUUUUGUUCUUUCUGUUCUGGUGGAAAAAAAAAAAAGAAAUCACCUUAAACAGCACCGGUGGUGGGCGCGUCAAUCCGUCAAUCGCCAUGCCAUUAUUAUAUCCGACCAGGCCAAUCUGUCCGAGGCGUAGGUGACAGCCAGCCUUUCAGUCCCACAGAACGCAAUGACACUCUCCCAUAUUGUUUGUAUUUCGAUCAUCACCACACUCUGUGUGUUUCUAUUGGUUUUAUUUUUUCUUUAUUUGCAGGGAUGAGAAUUUUCCGCGGAUUUCCGUGUUUUUUUUAGCCUCGGCGACUCGCGAGCAUUCACCCAACCCCCGCGACAACAUCUUUUGGCACAGCUCAAGGCAAAAUUAGUUAAGCUGUGAGUACGGAAAUCGGCUUGCCUCUGUAAACCUAACUCACUGGCAGCAGUGAUGCAACAACAUCCGCCUUAUUUUCGGCAGCAUUUUGCCGCUACUUUCGUUACAUCUUUUCCACUUGUUAAGUUACGCGGAGAACUAAGUGUUUUUACACCGCCACAAUGUAAAUUUGCAAUUGGGUUUUCAUCACUUGUAGACGAGUUAUUUAGUUAGAUAGCUCUAGGGCCUACUCAU